AUGUUCUCAAGUCGUGUGACGAUGGCGGCCCGACAAGGUCGCCGCCUGGGCGCCAAUGCGUACAAAAUGAAGAUGGCCCGCCAUCUUGCAACAGCAUCUCCCGCAUCUCCCGCAUCUUCUGCAUCUUCUGCAUCUCCCGCAUCUCCUGCAUCUCCUUCAUCUCCUUCAUCUCCUUCAUCUCCAGCAUCGCCAGUACCCCAAGUGACCUCCGCUGAUCGAAGCCAUAAAGUUGUUGUUGUUGGUGGCGGCAGCGCCGGCUUGGCCAUCAGCCAUCAGCUCCUCCGCACUGGCAGAUUUACUGAGAACGACAUCGCCAUUGUUGAUCCUGCGACCUGGCAUCACUAUCAGCCUGGCUGGACCCUCGUUGGUGGUGGCCUCAAGAACAAGGAGGAACUCAAAAGACGCCUGGAUACCUUGGUCGACCCUAAGCUCAAACUUUAUCAACAGAGUGUCAGCACUUUUGCCCCAAAAGAGAAUCUCAUCACACUGGGCAAUGGCGACAAGCUUGGCUAUGAGCACCUUGUCGUCGCUCCUGGCAUUAAGAUUGAUUAUGGCAGCAUCAAGGGCCUACCCGAGGCCCUUGCGAACCCCAACUCUCUAGUGUCUACUAUCUACGGCUAUGAGACUUGUGACAAGGUCUUCCGUACAAUUGAGAAACUUGAGAAGGGCAAUGCCAUUUUCACCCAACCUGCUGGCGCUAUCAAGUGUGCCGGUGCCCCGCAGAAGGUUAUGUGGCUUGCGUUGGACUACUGGAAGCGCGCAGGUCUGUACAACCCCAGCAACCCUUCCACCUCGCCGAUUAAGAUCAGCUUCGCGACGGGCAUCCCCGCCAUGUUUGGUGUCCCUAAGUAUAGCGCCAAGCUUGAGGAGCUGAGGAAAGAGAGGGGCGUUGAGGGGCUUUUCCAGCACGACCUUGUCGCUGUUGAGGGCGACACGGCCGUGUUUGCCCGCCCUGAUGGAAAGGAGCAAGUGACAAGAAAGUUUGACCUCCUUCAUGUCGUUCCCAAGAUGGGUCCCCACGCAUUUGUCAAGAACAGUCCUCUGGCGGACGCGGCAGGCUUUGUGGAUGUCGACCAAGCUACUACUCGCCACACCAAGUACCACAAUGUUUGGUCCUCGGGUGACGCUUCCAGUUUGCCCACGUCCAAGACCGCAGCGGCGGUUACGUCGCAAGCGCCAAUCCUUGUCAACAACUUGCUGCUUGCUAUGGAUGGUAAAGCACCUGAGCCCAAGUAUGACGGUUACACCUCCUGCCCUCUUACCACUGAGUAUGGUAAGGUGCUUCUGGCUGAGUUCAAGUACGGCGGCGUACCUAAGGAGACCUUUGGGGAUCUGAUUGGUUUUGAUCAAGCUGUUCCUCGCCGCGCUUUUUACCACCUGAAGAAGGACUUUUUCCCGUGGGUCUACUACAACUCCAUGGUUAAGGGUACUUGGGCCGGACCUAACGGCUGGACAAAAUAA
Colletotrichum truncatum is the source of this 1461-nucleotide messenger RNA. RefSeq names its product Sulfide:quinone oxidoreductase, mitochondrial. Gene Ontology annotation, molecular function: sulfide:quinone oxidoreductase activity; FAD binding. Lineage: Eukaryota; Fungi; Ascomycota; Sordariomycetes; Glomerellales; Glomerellaceae. The record is from RefSeq and is a predicted model, not a curated record. Gene Ontology annotation, cellular component: mitochondrion.